Drosophila obscura is the source of this 1731-nucleotide messenger RNA. It is a transcript of the gene Acat2, whose product is annotated as acetyl-CoA acetyltransferase, cytosolic. Gene Ontology annotation, molecular function: acetyl-CoA C-acetyltransferase activity. Gene Ontology annotation, biological process: fatty acid beta-oxidation. Bases 105 to 1283 code for a protein of 392 amino acids. The transcript is spliced from 5 exons. The record is from RefSeq and is a predicted model, not a curated record. Lineage: Eukaryota; Metazoa; Arthropoda; Insecta; Diptera; Drosophilidae.
AAAAUUACACGACUUAUCGAUUGUGCUGCAGGCGAAUUUCGAAUAUUAAAUUUUAAUUCUUAUUUGUAAGUCCAUAGACUCCAGGUAUUACGUAUCCAGCAGCCAUGUCUGACGUGUACAUUGUGUCCGCAGCCCGCACGCCCAUAGGUAGCUUCAGUGGAACGCUUUCUAAACUGAAAGCCUCCGAUCUGGGCAGCGUGGUCAUCCAGGAAGUGCUCAAGCGUGCGAAUGUGGAGCCCCAAAAUGUCAACGAAGUCAUUAUGGGUCAGGCGCUCACUGCGGGUCAGGGCCAGAACCCCGCACGUCAGGCCACUCUCAAGGCGGGUCUGCCCAUCCAAGUGCCAGCCUAUGGCAUCAAUAUGCUCUGCGGUUCAGGUCUCAAGACCGUUGUCCUGGGCUAUCAGUCCAUCCGCUCUGGCGAUGCCAAUGUCGUGAUUGCUGGCGGCCAGGAGAGCAUGUCUCUGGCUCCCCAUGUCAUGCAUUUGCGGCAGGGUGUGAAAAUGGGUCCUGGCACUCUUGUGGAUUCGAUGCUCCAUGACGGCCUCACCGAUGCCAUGGAGAACAUUUCCAUGGGCCUCACCGCAGAGAUUAUUGCCGAGAAAUAUAAUCUGAGUCGCGAGGCCCAGGACUCGUACGCCGUUCAGUCACAGAUACGGGCAGAGGAGGCCCAGCAGAAGGGCUACUUUGACAAGGAGAUUGUCCCCGUAGAGAUCAAGGAUCGAAAGGGCACACAGAUCUUCAGCAAGGAUGAGUACAUCAAGGCGGGCAGCACUGUCGAGGGUCUGCAGAAGCUGAGAGCAGCCUUCAAAGAGGGCGGCAGCAUCACCGCAGGCAAUGCUUCGGGUGUGAAUGAUUCCGCUGCUGCUGUGCUGCUGAUGUCCGGCGAGGAGGUCGCCAAAAAGGGCCUAAAACCGCUGGCCAAGAUUGUGGGUUGGACGCAAAGUGGAAUAGAGCCACGGGUAAUGGGUCUGGGACCGGUUACAGCUGUGGAAGCUUUGUUGACCAAACUCUCGUGGAAACGCGAGGAAGUCGAUCUGUAUGAGCUGAACGAAGCCUUUGCUGCCCAAUCCCUGGCUGUGCUGCAGGAUCUGCAGUUGGAUGCCACCAAAGUGAAUGUGAAUGGUGGGGCCAUUGCCCUGGGUCAUCCGAUUGGUGCAUCGGGUGCCCGAGUGCUGGUCACGCUGCUUUAUGCCUUGGAGCGCACUGGCGGUCGUCGUGGCAUCGCUUCUCUGUGCAUCGGUGGUGGCAUGGGCAUUGCCCUGGCCAUCGAGCGUGCCGUCUAAUGGAUGUAAUCCUAUCCUGCUCUCUCUUAGUAUUCAAUAUAAUUUAUUAUUCGCGGUGUCUGUUCUCUCAACUUAAGUAUAAAGUUGUGUUCCUCGACAGGUUUUUUUUCACAAUAGAUUUUAUGUCCAUGCCAAUUAAAAUCCAUUUUAGAAAAGCUGUCAAGUGUUUCAAUUUACAGAAUUUUCAAUUGCCAAUCUCCUGCAAUGCCUCGCGCGUUUUCUCAAUUGAAAUCUUUCGGGGGGAGACACAACCCAUUUAUUUUGCAGUUACUUUUGUUUAUGCAGCAAAUAUUUGUACAAAGUGAAGGUCAACAUGGGUUAAUUUUAGCAUGUACACUGCGUUUCGGGAGUAUAAUAUAUAUAGAAAAUUCUCUUCUAAAAGUUGCAAUACGUUUGGUUAUUCGUAUAAAUUUUAGCUAAAAAAUGUUGUCUAUUCUAUUACAUAUAU